GUCCAAAUUUGUUAAAAAGAAAAUACUCAAAAGUCCAAAUAAAUAAUAAGGGAGUCGUGCAUCAUUUGUGCCUCUUGUUUUAGGCACACGUCUCUUCUAUGCUCUCUGCUUCGUUCCUCCCUGUCCACUUAUCCCUGUGCCAACACUGUACCCCUUUUAGCUCCUUCUCUGUUCCUUUCUGUCUCUAACAGCGCACUAUACUAUUAAAAAAAAACCCACUUCUUCUAUAAGGAAAUUUCAUUUCUUUUAUGCCCACAUGAUCAAGAAGGCAUCAUUCAGGUGCUUUGGUGAUACAGUGGUAGUGUAUAUAUAAGUAUUAUACAGUAAAACUUUGCAGAAGAUCAGCGAAUCUUCCAGCUUUGAAAGGUAUGGUACAUUACUUGGUUACUAUUUUAGUUCUGCUUGGUUGCCGAGGAAAUUCUAGGAAAAGAAAAUGAAGAAGCAAUUGUAGAAGACUCUGAAGUUCAUUUCUUAUUGCUUUUAUGGUUUCUGUUUUUUUUGUCUAUGUAUAAUGCUUGAUUUUUCUGUCCAGAUAUUUUUUUUAUUUCAAUUUAUUUUUGUUCUGUGCAUAAGAAAAUGCAAUUUUUAGUAAAAAAAAUUUUCUUAUUAUCUUUUUUUUGUGAGAGCUGGAGUGCUUUAAAGCAGGGUUGAAUGAACACUGAAAAGAUCUUCUAGCAAGACUUUACUUUUACACAGCAGAAACCACAGAUAACUUAUGGCUUCACCGGAUGUCGAUUCUCCUUGGCUCUGUGCUGCUAGUGAAUCUCUUGGUGGAUGUUUCAAUACACAGAUUGAGGAGGUCAAAUCAACCAAUGUCUUAAAUGUGCUGGAAGCUCCCACAUCUUCUGUGUAUGAUACCCGUAACAUCCCCAAGCCGCCACCUUAUCCUAAUACAACAUCUAAAACAACCAGCCAUUGUAAGAGGAUCUCAGCGAGUUGCUCUGUUCCAAAGGAAACAAAAGAUACAUGGGACAGGCUAUUCAAGGAAGCAUACGGUUCGGAUGUCUACAUUAUCACAGAGAGCAACUCGUAUAUUCCAGCUCAUUGCAAUGUUUUGAGUACUGCGUCGCCCGUGCUUGGGACUAUCCUGCAGCGGUCAAAAGUUAAAAAUGGAAUUAGAUACAUCAGCAUUCUUGGUGUACUUUGUGAAGCUGUCCAUGUGUUCAUUCGGUUUUUGUACUCAUCCUGCUAUGAAGAGGAUGAGAUGAAAAAGUUUGUUCUCCAUCUGUUGGUUUUAUCACACUCAUACUCUGUUCCGUCACUGAAAAGAUUUUGUAUAGACCUUCUGGAGCAGGAUUGUCUGACCAGAGAAAAUGUGAUAGACGUGCUUCAGUUGGCAAGGAGCUGCGAUGCGCCACGACUCUCCUUAAUUUGUGUUCGUAUGGUUGUGAAGGACUUGAAAUCUGUAUCAUCAACUGAAGGUUGGAAAGUUAUGAGGCGAGCUAACCCUGCCCUUGAACAAGAGCUUGUAGAAUCUGUUGUCGAAGCAGAUUCGAGAAAACAAGAGAGGCUGAGGAAAAUAGAAGAGAGAAAAGUAUACUUGCAACUGUAUGAAGCAAUGGAGGCCCUCCUUCACAUAUGCAGGGAUGGGUGUAGGACAAUUGGACCUAGUGAUAAAAUGCUGAAAGGAAGCCAAGUUGCCUGCAACUUUCCUGCCUGCAAAGCACUUGAGUCCUUAGUUCGUCAUUUCUCCAAAUGCAAGUCUCGGGUCCCAGGUGGUUGCAUUCACUGCAAACGCAUGUGGCAGCUUCUCGAGCUACAUUCUCGUAUGUGCGAUGAGCCUGAUUCCUGCAAGGUUCCGCUUUGCAGGCAUUUCAAGGAAAAAAUGCAGCAGCAAACAAAGAAAGAAGAAGCUAAGUGGAAACUGCUGGUCAGCAAAGUAAUAGCAGCCAAGAACGCCUUGGGGCCAUUCUCUGCUCGGCGUAUAGAUUUAUUCUGACCCCGUUACUUCUUUUAACCUUGUAUCUUCAUGCCAUCAACACACCCAGGCCAUUGUUUUGUAUAAUGUAAUGGCAACUGUAAGAUAGAAACAAUAAUCGGCAAAGUGGUUCGACAAUGUUUCUUGUACAAACUUUGUAUCUUCAUUACACCUUGCUCGAA
This is a messenger RNA of Populus trichocarpa (black cottonwood), 2100 nucleotides long. RefSeq names its product BTB/POZ and TAZ domain-containing protein 3. Lineage: Eukaryota; Viridiplantae; Streptophyta; Magnoliopsida; Malpighiales; Salicaceae. The record is from RefSeq and is a predicted model, not a curated record. The transcript is spliced from 7 exons. The coding region runs from base 716 to 1939 and encodes 407 amino acids. Gene Ontology annotation, molecular function: protein binding.